Molecule: messenger RNA, 1266 nt
Organism: Mucor mucedo
Lineage: Eukaryota; Fungi; Mucoromycota; Mucoromycetes; Mucorales; Mucoraceae
Product: eukaryotic porin/Tom40
Exons: 4
Coding region: 122-1120 (332 amino acids)
Biological process (GO): protein import into mitochondrial matrix
Cellular component (GO): mitochondrial outer membrane translocase complex; mitochondrial outer membrane
Molecular function (GO): transmembrane protein transporter activity
Source: RefSeq, a predicted model, not a curated record
GGGGUGUGGAUUGUUAUGUGUGUGGGUGCGGGCCGCUUGGAUGGUAAGAGGGGUCCCAUAGAUAAAAUUUCCUUUUUUUUCUUCCUCUUUUCUCAUCUAUUAUUUUUUUAUAUAAUUCAGCAUGGCAGAGACUACCCCCGUUGCACCUAGAAUGUUCUCUCCUCUUACCAACUCUUUUGGUUUAAAGGAUCAAAAGCCUUCGGGAUCUCCUUGGAACCCUCUCCAAUGGCCUACUUGGUUCUCAUACCAAAAGGGACGUCUUAACUUGCCCAGCCCUGGAAAGUUUGAAAGACUUCAUGGAGAAGUCACCAAAGAGGUCUUCACUAGCAACUACCUUUUCGAUGGUGCUCAAGCCAAUAUUGUCAAGGAACUUUCUGGAAAUUUCCACGUUCAACAUCAAUUCUCUUUGGGCUCUCAAGUUAUGCCUCCUAUGUAUAACUUUAUGUCUGGUUAUAUGACUGAAAGAACCAUGUUGCAGGGUACCAUGGAUAAUGACACUAACCUUAACGGUGUCUUCAGACAUGCUUGGUCUCCCCGUUCCAUCACAAAGGUGGUUGCACAGCUCACCAACAUGGCUGGUCACUCUAUGCUCCAAGUUGAGCAAGAAGUAAAUGGAUCAGAUUAUUCAAUGACUUUCAAGACCAUGAACCCUAACCCAUUGGAAUUAACAGGUCUUUAUAUGGCUUCUUAUCUUCAAUCUGUUUCUCAGAAUUUGGUGAUUGGAUCCGAAAUUGUUUUGCAACGUCCUACUCCUGAUAUGGAAGAAACCGCCAUGUCACUUGUUGGUAAGUAUACUGGCAGUGAUUAUAUUGCCACGGCACAAUUCCAAGGCGUUGGAGCGAUACAAGCUAGUUAUUACCAACGCAUUAACGAAAAGGUUGAUUUCGGUGUCGAAUUGAAUUUGAUGGUUCAAAAUGGUCGUAGAGAGGCUGUGGCCACUGUUGGUGGUAAAUUCGAUUUCAGACAAGCUACUUUCAGAGGUCAAAUCGAUACCACAGGUAGAGUCUCUGCUGUUUUAGAAGAAAAGAUGGCUCCUGGUUUCUCUUUCCUCAUCAGUGGUGAUUUGGAUCACAUGAAGGGUCAAAGCAAGUUUGGUGUUGGUAUCAUGUUGUCCGCUUAGAUUAUUAUAUUUUUCCUUUCUCUCUCUCUCGAAAGGGGCUUAUUUAAUACACAAAAUUAUAAAUAUUAAAAAGUUUCUUUCUAAUAAGCCAAGUAUAUACAUACAUAUAUAUAUAUAUAUAUAUAAUGAUGAGGGAUGCAUCAAAA